Molecule: messenger RNA, 1275 nt
Organism: Nasonia vitripennis (jewel wasp)
Lineage: Eukaryota; Metazoa; Arthropoda; Insecta; Hymenoptera; Pteromalidae
Gene: Gr58
Product: gustatory receptor 58
Exons: 7
Coding region: 1-1275 (424 amino acids)
Biological process (GO): sensory perception of taste
Cellular component (GO): membrane; axon; neuronal cell body
Source: RefSeq, marked inferred
AUGGGUAAAAAGCCAAUGACAAGACCGAUUCUUCCGCUACUCAUAUCCAAUUGGGUCCUGGGGAUCGGAAUAAUCGAGUAUCCAAUAGGAACACCGCGGCCAACCUUCAGUUUUAUUUAUUCUACGACUCUCCUCGUAAUUUAUUGCACCACCUCCAUUAUGAUCCGACAUGAGAUCUUCAGAGUGAGCAUCAUCCUGAAGAACAAUACAGUGCCAAUGACUAUUGUAUUCUACACCAAUAUUUUCCUGACCAUCAGUAUUGUCACUCUCGGAUGGUAUCGGAGUAAGGGACUACGCCGUUACGUCGCUAAAGCAGCCGUCGCAGAUGAUUUGAUGGAGCGAAUUGGCAUCCCAAAUAAUCAUGGAAAAAUGCUUAGAGCUGUAGCUGGACAAGUGAUCAAAGGUUUUUUCUUGGUUACAGUUCUAAUAGCGAUAAUCGCUGUGAUCGUUUUAGUCGAGGAUGCGCCGUUGCAAACAAAAAUUUUAAUAUCGUCAGUAAUGAGCUUUCCACUAUUUACGAUGUUUGUUUCCGAUGCAAUGUUCACCAGCUGUGUCAGGUGCGCUUGCUAUAGGUUUACCGAGUUAAACAAGGUUUUAAAAGCUGUGUUAACGAGUACACACGCUUUUCCUCAACAUAAGAGAGUAUGCAGUUCAGUGUUUGAAUCAGGUGGUCAAGAUUCUAACUUUGUCAUCAAUAACGUCAGUCAAAGGAAGAAUCCGGCUGUCAUAGUAAAACUAGCCAAAGAAAUACACUUGCAGUUGAUAAGUGCAUGUCAGGAAAUCAAUAACACCUACGGACUGCACCUGCUUUUGUCUAUAAUAUUCGCCUUCGCAGUGAUAACCGGUAACAUGUACUUGUGCUACAUGAGUUCAAGGAAUUCUAAUAUUCCACAUUACAUUUUGGUAAAAACGUUAGUGGUCUCGGGAAUUUGGAUAGUUCAUUAUGGAAUGAAGAUAUGCUAUUUCAGCAUUGUUUGCGGCUGCUGUACAGAAAACUCAAUAAAAACAGGAGAUUACAUUAACGAAUUUUAUGACGAACCUUCCACUACAAAUGAAACAAAACUUAAGAUUCGACAGUUUAAUAUGCAACUGAUCCAAAAACCUUGCAAAUUUACAGCUUGGGGAUUUGUUGACCUCAACUGCCACUUGAUACAAGUGAUGAUUGGCACAAUAACUACGUACUUAAUGAUUCUCAUACAGCUUGGUACCACUACCUACGUGGCGGAUGAUUCUUAUUCUAAAUAUUUGAAAUCAUUUAGUUCACUGACCUAUUAA